CAGUUAAACAGCAAUCCUCAAAGAGAGUGUACGAAAAUGGCGGCCAUAGAUGUUGAACCUGCGAAAAUUGAAGCUGCAAUGCGUACGCUGAAAUUGUCUGGGCAUGUUGGCUUCGACAGCCUUCCGGACCAACUGGUUAACAAGAGUGUGCAGAAUGGAUUUGUCUUCAACAUUCUUUGUAUCGGUGAAACUGGUCUCGGCAAGUCUACGCUCAUGGACUCACUGUUCAACACUAACUUUGAGUCGGUGCCGAGCCCUCACAACCUUCCCACUGUUAAAUUGAAGGCACAUACCUAUGAACUGCAGGAGAGCAAUGUCAGGCUGAAGCUGACAAUUUGCGACACAGUGGGCUAUGGGGACCAAGUUAACAAGGAGGAUAGCUUCAAGGCUGUGGUGGAUUACAUUGAUGCCCAGUUUGAGGCUUUCCUGCAAGAGGAGCUGAAGAUUAAGAGGGCAUUGCCGACUUAUCAUGACAGCCGUCUGCAUGUCUGUCUGUAUUUCAUUUGUCCAACUGGCCAUGGUCUGAAAUCCAUAGACCUUGUGUGCAUGAAGAAAUUGGACACCAAAGUGAACAUCAUCCCCAUCAUUGCAAAGGCUGAUACUAUUUCUAAAACAGAACUGCAGAAAUUUAAGUCGAAAAUAAUGCAAGAGUUGCAAUCCAACGGCGUGGAGAUCUACCAAUUCCCGGUGGACGACGAGUCGGUGUCGGAGGUGAACAGCAGCAUGAACAGCCACAUCCCCUUCGCUGUGGUGGGCUCCACGGACUUCGUCAAGAUCGGGAACAAGACGGUCCGCGCCAGGCAGUACCCGUGGGGGACUGUGCAAGUGGAAAACGAGUCGCACUGCGACUUCGUGAAGCUGCGCGAGAUGCUGAUCCGCACGAACAUGGAGGACAUGCGCGAGCACACGCACGCGCGGCACUACGAGCUGUACCGGCGCCGCCGCCUCGCGCAGAUGGGCUUCAGCGACGUGGACGCGCACAACCAACCCGUGUCGUUCCAGCAGACGUUCGAGCAGAAGCGUUCGGCGCACGUGGCGGAGCUGCAGCAGAAGGAGGACGAGAUGCGGCAGAUGUUCGUGCAGCGCGUUAAGGACAAGGAGGCUGAGCUCAAGGAGGCCGAGAAGGAGCUGCACGCGAAAUUCGACAAAUUGAAAAAGGACCACACGGAGGAGAAGAAGCGUCUCGAGGAGUUGCGCAAGAAGAUCGAGGACGACACGAUCGAGUUCAACCGCCGCAAGCAGCAGUCGCACGCGCACCACACGCUCACGCUCGGCAAGAGCAAGAAGAAGUGAGGGGGAGGGGAGGGGAGUGGGAGAUGUCGCAGGGCAAUAGGGAAAUCGGGAUGAAUGGGAAGUGUCUGGGAAUAUUAAUUCAGCAAACCAAGUGUUAAUGAAAGCGAAGUAUUUUAUCGAUAAUUUACUAAAUGAAUUUGUGUAAAUUUUACGUAAAUUGUUAGUUUUCGUAUUAAAAGUAUUGUAAUUUCGUUGUUAAAAAUAAUGAAGAAAAAACGAAUAGUGUGGUAUCAAAGUAUUAUAAUGUAACGCCACCAUUAUACUAUGAUGAUAGUUGAAAUAUGUUGUGUACCUUUAUUCAUAAAUUGAGUCUAUUUGCGUUUUAACUCUAUAUUUUAUUGUGUAAAAUGCAUAUCUAGAUUAAAUGAUUGCCCUGCGACGACAACACGGCCACAUUGUAUAAAGCCAUAAGGAAAUUAUUAUCUGAUAUAAACUCGAACAAAAAUAAUUUACAUUAUAUUCAACUGUUAACCAAAAUAUAAGAUUAUAGUUUAUGAGUUGAUAUUUUUCACUCUGAUACAUCUUAUACCACUAAUAGACAGAAUCAAGUUCAGCACCAAGUUCUAUUCUGUUUUUGCUUAAAAAUAGCAAUAGAGGCUAUUUAAUACAAUAGCGUAAUAAAUUCAUUCUAUUUAGAACAACUUUAAUAUUUUUACACAUUGCCAUAGUGAAUAAUAUGGUACCUUGGAAUUUUUUGCAAAUUCAAUUUUAUUUUGAAAAAAUAAUAGUUUUAAGCAUUUGUCCAAUUUAGGACUGCCACGUUAUUUAGCACUUAGCCAUAUGUAAUACAUUUUAUACCAAAUUUUUAUUUAUAUUAUUCCUAUUACGUAUAGGUUAAGAUUUAAUUUUAAGAAGUAAAAGUAUUGUAUAGAUACCAGCAAUGAAGUGUUUGUUCAGAUAUUUUAUCUCAUUCGGCUUCAUACGUAUUUAUCUGUGUAUGGUUGGAACAGUACUCAAUAUACAAAUUUGAUUUUCCCACCGAUUGAAUAUUUUCUGCAUUCAAAAAUACUAAAUCAUUCCUCUGAUGUUCAAAUGCAAUAUCCUCGUUAAGUGUUUCAAAAAAGACAAUUAUACACAGAAAAAUAUUUAUCAAUAUGCUUUAAUUGGUAAAAACAUGAAAAGUAUUAAAUUGUAUCGCUGAUACAAAAAUAUUGUAUUGAACGUUUAAAAUUUAUUCUAGUUGGUGAUAACAAUGUCUAAAGUUGCCGAAUAAUUAAAACAACGAGUUGUGUUUAAAUAGUUUAUUGAGCUUGGCUUCACUCGCCUAGUUAGUGACUAGAUUAUUAUACAUUUGUCAUUUUACAUACUAUUUUUACGAGUAAUUUUGUAUGAAGUCCGCUCUCUGUAUCUAAAUUUCGAUCUGCAUUUAUCAUCCAUUCCUGUAUAUGAUUUUUAGCGUUACUAUAGUUUUAUAUUAUUUUAUAGAAUAAAAAUUUAUUAAAUAAAUAAGUA
Molecule: messenger RNA, 2745 nt
Organism: Colias croceus (clouded yellow)
Lineage: Eukaryota; Metazoa; Arthropoda; Insecta; Lepidoptera; Pieridae
Gene: Septin2
Product: septin-2
Exons: 9
Coding region: 37-1293 (418 amino acids)
Biological process (GO): cytoskeleton-dependent cytokinesis
Cellular component (GO): septin ring; septin complex; microtubule cytoskeleton
Molecular function (GO): GTPase activity; GTP binding; molecular adaptor activity
Source: RefSeq, a predicted model, not a curated record